UUCAAAACCAAAUUUGCUGCAGUUCGGACGCAAAGUUUUUAGACUUACUUCAAAGGAAAUAUCAAUAUAUAUUUAUAAAAUGAGUAACCUGGCAUCAAUACUGCCCCUCCUGCUCAUCAUCUGUGUUCAACGCUCGCGACAGCAAUCCUUCUCGCAUCCCGAAACCUGGACGGAUAAUGGGAUUUACGUUCCCGGUUCGGAGGACGACCUGGACUGGACGGGCGCCAACUGGCAGCUGGUCGUCCGCUCUCUGAUGCAACGCCAGCAGCUGCGUUUCUGCAUCGCACUGGCCAGAUUCGAUGAGCAAUUGGUGCCCGGCACAGCCUGCCAGGCUCUUUUGGCCAACGGCCCGCUUAUGGCCAACUGCGAUAUUGGCAACAUCGAGGAUCUGACCAUGACCUUGCGCUACGCCUUCGGGGAAAUUCUGCUCGACACGAGUCGAAAGUGCCGUCCUGGCCUGGAGCUAUUCGGAGUUCGCUGCAGGCGGAGGGCAUAACUGCGGGAAAGACUUUACGACUGUUGUUCAAGCGUUUAUCUGCCACUUUCAAGGACUCUUCAAGCUGCUCCCCAAAUUAUGGACAACUUUUCUACGGCAUGGCCAAAGCUAAAUGUAAAUUAAUGAAUUGUUUAAAGUGCUUAAAAUAUUUACGCUCAAAGCAAGUGGAUGAGCACUGCCACGCCCCCUUCGCGGACUAGCUUCAAUCCAGGAUGCUGUGAGCGUGGGCCGCUGACCAAUGAAUAUGCAAACGAUCCGCCACCCACGGACACUCCUUCCACCAAGUUCGUUAAAACGCAGCAUAAGGUCAAGGAGGAAAGGCUGCGGAGAAGUG
This is a messenger RNA of Drosophila mauritiana, 830 nucleotides long. RefSeq lists its product as uncharacterized. The coding region runs from base 80 to 496 and encodes 138 amino acids. The transcript has 2 exons. Lineage: Eukaryota; Metazoa; Arthropoda; Insecta; Diptera; Drosophilidae. The record is from RefSeq and is a predicted model, not a curated record.